AUGUGCCAUAAAGUGUUUCCAGUGAGCAGGCUCAGGGAGAUAAAUCGGCGGAGCGUGUCGAGGCAAAGGGCGUACAUUUUAGUUUGAAUUUGAUGCCAUAAAGUGUUUCCAGUGAGCAGGCUCAGGGAGAUAAAUCGGCGGAGUGUGUCGAGGCAAAGGGCGUACAUUUUAGUUUGAAUUCGAUGUACCGUAUUUAUUCGACUAUUAGCCGAGGGAUUUUUACACAAAUUAAAACUGAAGUGAAUUAAAAUUAGGGCUCUAGAGGGGGUCUCGGCUUAUAGCCAAAAGUUUUUGAAAAAAAAAAAUUUCCAGCGCAUGGAAACUCUACUAAAUCGAGAUGUAUUUACGUAUAAGCCAAGCUAAAGUAAAGAAACAAUAUGCAAUCAUUGGUUAUUAACUUUUAAGAAUGUGGUAGCUCCUAAAGGAGCCGUUUGUUAAAUUUAAUGUGUUUUCACAGAGAAGGUAAAGAUUCUUGAUAGGGAAUAACCGUGACGCUGACGGGAUGUGAUUACAAAUCGAUGGAACUUGACUGUCUGCUGCUCCAGAUCUUCUGGGAGACGCUGAGUGAGUGUUGUUUUAGUGCGAAGGCUGACAGAAUGGCGGCGCUUCCAUUUCUGGUACCAGCCAAGGGACGCUUUAAACUCAGGAUACUCGCUAAAUUCCUUUUCCUUUAGACAUAGCAUCAAUCCGCUAACAGCUAUUCCUAUGCAAAACGAAGUGAGAAGGUUACCAAACGAUCGAAAGGUUAAAAAUUUGACACGUCUUGAAUUUGUUUUGACAUUUGUGAAAACUGGCCAAUGAGAAUCUUUCAUACACAAUGUUGUCACAUGAUACUACGAUNAAAAUUUCCAGCGCAUGGAAACUCUACUAAAUCGAGAUGUAUUUACGUAUAAGCCAAGCUAAAGUAAAGAAACAAUAUGCAAUCAUUGGUUAUUAACUUUUAAGAAUGUGGUAGCUCCUAAAGGAGCCGUUUGUUAAAUUUAAUGUGUUUUCACAGAGAAGGUAAAGAUUCUUGAUAGGGAAUAACCGUGACGCUGACGGGAUGUGAUUACAAAUCGAUGGAACUUGACUGUCUGCUGCUCCAGAUCUUCUGGGAGACGCUGAGUGAGUGUUGUUUUAGUGCGAAGGCUGACAGAAUGGCGGCGCUUCCAUUUCUGGUACCAGCCAAGGGACGCUUUAAACUCAGGAUACUCGCUAAAUUCCUUUUCCUUUAGACAUAGCAUCAAUCCGCUAACAGCUAUUCCUAUGCAAAACGAAGUGAGAAGGUUACCAAACGAUCGAAAGGUUAAAAAUUUGACACGUCUUGAAUUUGUUUUGACAUUUGUGAAAACUGGCCAAUGAGAAUCUUUCAUACACAAUGUUGUCACAUGAUACUACGAUAGUUUUGAGAGUCACACAUUCAACUCAUAUUCACUCUGCAAUCAGCUGAUUGAUUUAUUUCGUGAUUUUGUUUCUGGUGUUUUAAAAUACAAAAUCAAUGCUCGACAAAAAGCUUACCUUGGCUUCUCUGCUCUGUAAACCAUUCCAGUAUUCUUUGAUUGAGCCCCGGAUACUUCGGCAUGAAGCAUCCCAUCGUCUUCCAUUUUGCUGACAAUUUAAUCUCGCGGUUAAAAGGGUUCGCUUGAUCUUUCCUCCAGCGACGGACCAUGGACUCACUGAUGCCAUAUUCCCUGGCGAUUUCAGAGUUAUUUUCAAAAGCUUCUACUUCAGCGACUAUUUUAAGUUUAAUCGCGAGGUUGUAUGACGUGCGACGAGCCUUGGGCAUGAUGACAACUUGACUUGAAAUAAGCGAUUGCGAACACGAGAUUGUUUGAUAGACGCUACGGAUGUCUAGGUACUGGUGAUGCCGCUUAACAACACAGUUUUAAAUUCAUUUUUUGGAUCACAUUAAUUCAUCUGAGUUAUGAUUCAUUGCUUUUCAUGUUUUCUAAGAGGGAAGCUUUUUGCAUAAUAAAUCACCAUUGCAUCUCUUGUAUACGUGCGUGUGUGUUAUCGUCUAAGCCUCAUUUAUGACAAUCAAUGUGAUUUUUUCCCGAAAAUGUUAGGUUUUCCCGUAGUUAACAAUUCAGUCUUGUAAUAAUGAAUGGAUCUUGGCUUAUAGCCGGGUGUUUUUUAUUUAUUUUUGGUUCUCGUUAUGCUGAGUCUACACGUUCAAAGUUUGGGGUCUCGGGUUAUAGCCGCGAUCGUUUUAUAGUCAAAUAAAUACGGUACAUUAAAACUCCCUUCCCAGAGCGGGAGUGUGAAGAUAUCACGGGUUGUUGAUGGCUUUUUUAAUCCCAGAAGAAAUUACAUAUUUCGGUUUUGAGGUCAGUUAUAGCCGGGGGGGGGGGGGGGUUGCCUGAGGUUAAGGGUUAAAAGGGGGGGCGGGUCGGGGGGCCAUUAUUUAAAAGGGCUUUGCCUUUAAAGCAGGUUCGGGGGGUUUCCAUGUGGGGAAAGUAUUUAAUUGGGAAGGGCGUGGGUAGGGGAAAAGGGUAGAAUCUCGGUGGCAGCGGGUACAAUAAAAAAAAUAGCCGGGGGGGGGGGAGGUUGACUGACGUUACAGUGUACAAGAGAGUGCAGGUCAGGAGGCCAUUAAUUACAAGAGCUUUGCCUUUAAAGCUAGUUCGUGCGGUUUCCAUGUGGUGAUAGUAUUUCUGAGGGAUUGGAGUUGCCAGUCGAUAUUAAGAUGGGUACAGUCGACAUUGCCGAAAAAUGUCGCGAGGAUUUUUUCCGGAAUAUAGGUGUUGUACCAGUCGAAAUUAGGGAGUUGAUUGGUAUGGUAUUUAAGCGAUCCGGACCAGAGUCCUUUUCAUUUUGGUGCCGGAGGCCGCUUUGUAGAGCAAUAGGGUGUCAAAGGUUUCCUGUAUGGAGACGUCGUCACCCAAGGUGAAUGUAGUGUUGUCAGCGUAUUAUGACAGUUUGACUUGAACGCGUGAGCCAGGGUCUGUGAUGCCUUAUAUUUGGGGGUUAGAGGGUAUUCGGAGAGCAAGAGUUUCAGCCGUGAGAACGUAUAGCGGCAUAGAUAACGCGCAGCCUUGGCGUAGGCCUCUCGAGAUUGAUAAAGGAUGUUAACCAUCCAUUAACUUAAACGGAACUUGAGACAGAGUUAUAGAUAAGCUUUAUCCAGCGGAUAAAGUUUGGUCCAAAACCGAAGUGUUUGAGGGUUGAGAAGAGGAAAGAGUGUGAUGUACGGUCGAAGGUUUUCAUUUGGUCAAUGGAAAUUAGGGCCAGCAGUGUGUGUUUCAUUUGCAUAGCAGAUUACAUCGCAGAUUAAGCUGAGGUUGUCUUUAAUAUUGUUCUGCCAGGGAUGCAGGCGGUUUGGUCCGAGUUAAUUAUUGUCGGCAAUACAGUUGUGGGGUGAGUAGCGAGUGCUUCAGUAAGAAUCUGGUAAUCAGUGGUAAGGAGAGUAAUCAGUCACCAAUUUUGAAGUUUAGUGCAGUCUCCUUUUUUAAACUCAAGGUAAUCUCUUAAGGUAAUUAUUCCUCACCAUUGCGUCCGGGUUAACAGACUGUGUUUAAAGUAAUGGCUGAAAACUUGCGUGAUUUCUGGGCCGAGAAUAGGCCAGAAGUGUUUAUAAAAGUUUGAUGUUAGGCUGUUAAUGCCCGGUGAUUUAUCAUUUUCCAUCUUUUUCAGAGCUCUUUCAAGUUAAGGGGCUGA
Molecule: messenger RNA, 3636 nt
Organism: Porites evermanni
Lineage: Eukaryota; Metazoa; Cnidaria; Anthozoa; Scleractinia; Poritidae
Source: the annotation of a GenBank genome assembly